Molecule: messenger RNA, 1480 nt
Organism: Ceraceosorus guamensis
Lineage: Eukaryota; Fungi; Basidiomycota; Exobasidiomycetes; Ceraceosorales; Ceraceosoraceae
Exons: 8
Coding region: 32-1192 (386 amino acids)
Source: RefSeq, a predicted model, not a curated record
CGAUUUUUAUCAGGAUGCUCGACGAGCAACAAUGCCGUAUGCCGACGAUACUGCCUCGCUGUUCAGCACGACAACGACCUUGCUAGAGCUGCCGAGCCUCACUCGCGAAGGCACGAGCGGAUUCGAUGCGACGUCGUUAGAGUGUGGUGGCGGUUUGAGCGCAGAGGAGACCUUUGUCACCUUUAUAUGCUCCUACAAGAAUUACAACCCAGAUGAUCACUUUCUGAAGCUGCUUGAGCGGGUUGGAUGUCCAGCGUCAUUUGGAAGGAAUUCGGCCACGGGAUUGACGUCUCUAAAGAAACGCUUGAGCGUGCAGAUACCUCGCAGGUUCCUGCUGCAGUCGCCCACUUUUCACCGCAAUCCUCGCGACGAGGCUGAGGUGCAACAAAUCGUAAACGACACCAAAAAGAAAACGAGUGAAGCGAUCAAUACACUGUUCGACUCUGAGCGCCCCACGCUCCUGCUCGUCAGGGAGCGCGAAGUGCUGGGCGUGAUCAUCACAGCUUUGCUCAAAGCUCUAGACUUGAGCAAUCCUCUCUUCGUUUACCCAGCACCAAGCAUCGUACAAGCGCCAAAAUGGGCAACUGUCAAAAACGCAUCCUUCAUGGCCGCUGCAUCGGCUGAUGUCAAGUGGGCGACAUUGACCAUACUGACCCCUCCUGCAGAAGGACAUACCAACGAAAUUACCAAAGAGCAGGAAGCAGCUUACCUGAAGGACCAAUAUGGCUCCGGUGCUAAGCCGCGCAAAACCAAUGCUGAGCUGCUCGCUGCAAUGUGGGAGCCAGACGACAUCGCCGAGCAACAGCUUGAUCGCGUUCUCGAAGCACUCGAGAGACGAGGCGGCAUCUGGACGCACGCGGCGCACCGCUCGACUCCAGGCUUGCGAAAUCCCGACCCGAAACAGAGACCCGAAUUCAUCGUCCGUGGCGUCUUUCCACUGAUCUUCAUCGAGAGGUGCAGAAAGUACGCCGAAAAGCAGCGAAUGCCAAUGCCGUCCGACGUGUCGCCCGAGACGAAAGCGAAAUGGGCACCUAUCAUCACAUCCGCGCGCGGUGUCGCCAGUGAGCAUGAACACCAGUCCGAAGAUGCUCUGGCUGGCUGCUCAAUACGUUGCACCGACGAGCCCUUCAAAGGGGCUAAAUGGAAUGAUCGCUUCUUUACCAGCAAUGUGGCAGGAGGGAGCGGCGCAUGACCAGAUCAGAACGCGCGCCGCUCCGUUCCUCUGCUUGGAUCUCGAGCGAGGUUCAAGCUCCAUCCAGAGUCUUGGUAGACCGUCUCAAAUCAUGAGGAAGGAUGGGCACAGGACAUCAUCGAAAGAAUCACUUGUACAUACAGCCACGGGAACGAGGAAAUGAAACAAUUCUGCGGCGUUUUCAGUAGUCACUAUCGUUCGCAUCAUCGUCGUCCUCGUCGUCGCUUUCAGCGACGACUUUUCGAGCCCGGCCACGUGUUGGCCUGGUCUGCCGCUGUGGUGCCUUGG